This is a messenger RNA of Mangifera indica (mango), 643 nucleotides long. RefSeq lists its product as uncharacterized. The record is from RefSeq and is a predicted model, not a curated record. Lineage: Eukaryota; Viridiplantae; Streptophyta; Magnoliopsida; Sapindales; Anacardiaceae. Bases 180 to 512 code for a protein of 110 amino acids. The transcript has a single exon.
CUAACUUUUACGAAAUAUGAGGGGUGAAAAAAACUCCUAUAAGCGUGUUCUUAAUAUGCCAAGGGUUGCUGGAGUUCAAACUUUCCUGGUUCAAAAAGAAGAUAGAAGAUAAAAGACGGAAAAACGGUGCCCUUGAGGUAAGAGAUCGGGAAAGUGAAAUUCGAUUGCAGAAGGAAAGAAUGUCAGAUCCGUACGAGAAAGUGAAGGCCGGCCGCUUGAGCUUCAAGGACGGAAGUCUCGCCACUCGCAAAUCCAUCGACAAGAAGAAAAAGAAGAAGAAGCACAAGAAAGACGACGAAUCUCAGCCGUCCACUGUCAUCGACGGUUCCGAUAACACAACCGACGAAGCCGGUCAGAUAUACACCAUCGACGCCGCCAAAAACAUGAAGUACGACGAGCUCUUCCCCGUCGAGACCAAAAAGUUCGGUUACGAUCCUAAAUCCAACGUUAAAACCGUCGGAGACGCGCUCGAUGAUCGCGUCAAGAAGAAGGCUGAUCGUUACUGUAAAUGAAACAAACUAAACGAAACUCUCUGUAUGUUCUAAAACUACACCGUUUUCGUGUUUUAAGCGUUUAAUUGGUGAAUUGUGGUUUAUGCUUGCUUGCGAGCUAGAAAGAAGUGAAACAAAACUAUAUUUGAGAA